CGCAAUCCGGAGCGGCUCGGAGCUGGUGCGGUGCAGCCCGUGGCUCGGAGCGGCCGGUGUUACGGCUGGGCAGCGCAGGCACCUGCGGCCGGGACAGCCCGCGGGGAAGCGGGAGGCCAUGCGCGCUCCGCUGCGGCUGCUGCAGCUGGUGCUCAGCCUAGACAUUCUUCAGAACUGCUGUGAAGCAUACAAUGUUGGGCUCCCAGGAGCAAAAAUAUUUUCUGGUCAUUCAAACGAGCAGUUUGGAUAUGCAGUUCAGCAGUUCUUAAAUGAAAAAGGCAAAUGGUUGCUUGUUGGCUCACCUUGGAGUGGAUAUCCAGCUAAUAGAAUGGGAGAUAUAUACAGAUGUCCUGUUGACUCAUCUCAAACCACAUGUGAAAAACUAAAUUUGCAAAGUCUAACCAGCAUUCCAAAUGUUACUGAGAUAAAAGAAGAGAUGAACCUUGGUUUAACUCUAGUAAGAAACCCCAAAACAAAAGGAUUUUUGACGUGUGGUCCCUUAUGGGCACAGCAGUGUGGAAGUCAAUAUUAUGCAACGGGAGUCUGUUCUGAAAUCAGUCCAAGUUUCCAGAUCCUAAGAAGCUUUUCACCAGCUCUUCAAAAGUGUUCCUCCUUCAUAGAUGUUGUGGUUGUGUGUGAUGAGUCUAACAGCAUUUAUCCAUGGACUGCAGUGAGGGCAUUUUUGGAAAAAUUUGCACAAGGAUUAGAUAUAGGCCCCACAAAAACUCAGGUUGGCUUGGUUCUAUACGGUAAUGAUCCAAGGGUACUAUUCAACUUGAGUACUUACAAAACAAAAGAUGAAGUUGUUAAGGCAAUGUCAGCUACUCAGCAAGAAGGAGGAACUUUGACUAAUACUUUCAAAGCUAUUGACUACGCAAGACGUCAUGCUUUUUCCCCUGAGUCGGGGGGACGGCAGGCAGCCACAAAAGUAAUGGUUGUUGUGACAGAUGGUGAAUCGCAUGAUGGUUCUGCUUUGGAAAAAGUGAUAGCUAAAUGUAAUGAAGACAAAAUAACCAGAUUUGGCAUAGCUGUUUUAGGAUACUUAAUCAGAAAUGAACUUGACACUAAAAAUUUAAUUAAAGAAAUCAAAGGAAUUGCUAGUCUUCCAACAGAAAAGUAUUUCUUUAAUGUGUCCUCUGAGGCUACACUUUUGGAAGAAGCAGGAACACUGGGAGACCGUAUAUUUAGUAUAGAAGGUACCGACCAAGGCAAUACAUUCCAAAUGGAAAUGUCACAAGUGGGCUUCAGUGCUCUUUAUUCACAAAAAAAGGAUGUUCUGAUGUUGGGUGCUGUUGGGGCUUAUGACUGGAGUGGAACUGUAAUUCAGGAGUCAUCAAACAAAGUGACCACAUUUCCUAGUCAAGCAUUUGAACAAAUUCUACAAGACAGAAAUCAUAGCUCAUACCUAGGUUAUUCUGUUGCUGUUAUCUCAACUCAAGGGGCUGUUUAUUUUGUUGCUGGUGCACCAAGAUCCAAUUACACUGGCAGAGUAGUGGUUUAUGAGGUUGACAGCCAUGGCAAUGUCACAGUCAUUCAGUCCCAGAGAGGGGAGCAGAUUGGGUCUUACUUUGGCAGUGUGCUAUGCUCAGUGGAUGUUAACAGAGAUUCAGUUACAGAUGUGCUAUUAGUGGGGGCACCGAUGUUUAUGAAUGACCUAAAGAAAGAAGAAGGAAGAGUUUACAUGUUCUCCAUAAGACAGGGAAUUUUGGAUCAACAAGAACUCUUAGAAGGUCCAAACGGGUUAGAAAAUGCUCGGUUUGGAUCUGCUAUUGCAAUGCUUUCAGACGUUGAUUUGGAUGGUUUUAAUGAUGUGAUAAUAGGUGCACCUUUAGAACACCAAAAUGCUGGAGCAAUUUACAUUUACAAUGGAAAUCAAAAGACACUUUGCACCAAAUAUUCCCAGAAAAUUACAGGAUCAGACUCUGCUUUUAGAAAGCAACUCCAGUACUUCGGAAGAUCAGUAGAUGGGCUCAGAGACUUAAAUGGUGAUGACAUUACUGAUGUUUCUGUUGGUGCUGACGGAAAUGUCGUGCAACUCUGGUCACAAAGCAUUGCAAAUGUCUCCGCCAGUGCCUCAUUUGCACCUGAAAAAAUCAGUCUGCUGAACAAGAACACUGAGAUACUUGUUACCAUAUGUUUUGAUGCCACAUUCAGGCCUGCUAAUAGAAAUAACCAAGUGGCAAUUAGAUACAAUGUAACACUGGAUGCUGAUCUCCAGUCAUCUAGAGUGACUUCCAGAGGAUUAUUUAAAGAAAACAAUGAUAGGUAUCUGCAGAAGGAUUUUAUAGUAACUCAUGAAAAGAAUUGUGUUCAGCACAUCUUUAAUGUACAGGAGCCAUCUGAUGCUGUGAAUUCCCUUGGUCUGCGUAUUGACAUUGGCCUUGCAAAUCCCGGCUCUAGUCCUGUCCUUGAUGCAUAUUCUCCUGCAUCUGUAUCCUACAGUAUUCCUUUUAUCAAAGACUGUGGUAAGGAUGAACUCUGCGUCUCUGAUCUUAUUCUUGAUGUUCAGCAGAAAACAGAUGAUGGCAAACAACCCUUCAUUGUGAGCAGCAAGAAUAGAAGGAUAACAUUUACUGUGAAGCUUAGGAACGAGAAGGAAAAUGCAUAUAACACCAGAAUCCAGGCUACAUUUUCAGAAAACUUGUUUUUCUCUUCAUCAUCUGUAUCAAGUGAUGGAACUGAAGUUUCAUGUCAGGUGGGCACUGCCCAGGAAUCAGUCAUUUGCCAAAUCAGCUAUCCUGUUUUUAAAGAAGGAGAAAAGGUAUCUUUUGAUAUUAGCUUUGACUUCAACCUCAAACAUCUUCAGAACAUGGCAGUUAUAAAUUUUCAGGCAUUGAGUGAAAGUAAAGAAGACCGAGAAGCAGACAAUCAAGUCAGCCUAUCAAUUCCCCUGCGGUAUGACGCUGAAAUUCACUUCACAAGGCUUACCAAUAUAAAUUUCUAUGAAAUAUACUCUGAUCACAAUGUUCCUUCCACUGUGAAUAAUUUUGAAGAGAUUGGCCCUGCAUUCAAUUUUUCAGUUAAGGUUACAACGGGAAGUGUUGCAGUAAACAUGGCAUGUGUAAAAAUCCAUCUUCUAGAACUGACUAAAGAAAACAAUCUGCUGAUGUACCUAACUGCUGUGGAUACAGACCAGACCCAGGGUGUCACAUGCAGUGCAAACAUAAAUCCAUUGCAAAUAGGAAAAACACCUUAUUCAGCUUCUUUCAAGAAAGAAAACUUCAGAGCUGCAAAAGAAUUGAACUGUCGGAAUGCAAAGUGUACUACAGUUACAUGCUGGCUGAGAGACCUCAGGAUGAAAGGAGAAUAUUUUAUAAAUGUGUCUGCUAGGAUAUGGAAUGGGACCUUUGCGGCUUCAACUUUCCAGACCUUACAGUUGACAGCAAAUGCAGAAAUUGAACCACACAACCAAGACUUAUUUGUAAUUGGAGAGAACACCUUAACUAUUCCAGUUACAAUAAUGAAACCUGAUGAGAAAGCAGAGAUACCAGUCGGUGUUGUGAUUGGAAGUAUACUGGCCGGGCUCAUUCUGCUGUUAGCACUGGUUGCUCUUCUAUGGAAACUCGGUUUCUUCAAGAGACAGUAUGAAAAAAUGGCAAGGGAUGUAGAAGAUGUUGAUGAAAUUACAGAACUCACAAAGGACAAAGAUUGAAGAGGACACUAAUGGGGAAUACAGGACUAACCACCUGAACCUCAAAGAGUGGUUGGAAUCCAAUCAGUUUUUCAGCUGGAGGGUCUUAAAGAUGAAUAACUGUUGAACUUGUUUUUCAUGAAAACAUCUUACAUUUUUUUUAACGUUGGAAAUAUUUUACAGAUGAUACUUUAUUGUAAAAGCAACUGCAGGUCAGUUUUUCUUUUUCAAAAAGAUUGAUAGUGUUUUCUUAUGUAUUGUCGUCUUUGCAAAAAAAAUAGCCUUGGGAACUGACAGAUCCAGUAACGUUGUGCAAGGAAUUUUCCUCCUGCUCCAUAAAGCAAAAUAGAUUUCAGAUCACCGUGGAACACUGUCAGUUCCUAAUUUGGUUGGUUGAUCAGUGCUGUAUAUUAAUAGCCCUCUGGUAAAAUGACUUUUAAAAUUUAAUUAUCUAAAAGAUCUAGACAAUGAAUGCAUGAUGAAUAUUGACUUAGGACCAGGAGAACAAAAAAACUCUCCAUUUACCAUUGACUAACUACAUUCACAUUCUUUUAGAGAAAAGGUUGAUGUGCUGCAGCAAAUCUGAAUCUUUUAUCUGUAAAGCUACAGGUUGAAUGUCUCAUAAAAUGGGCCUUGUGUCCUGAUUUGGCACAUGAUAGUUCCAAUCUGUGCAUUAUGAACAUUUGAAUGGGUAUGUCACCCCAAAACGUGUCCCUGUUCUUUUCACUAAGAUUACAAGAAUUAAACUGUUACAGCGUACUGCACUGGAAAACUAUUUCUAAAUGGCACAUGCUUCCACCUAGUGCUUCCUUGCACAUAUUACCUCUUUUAAAGAAUGAGGAACUGAGCUGGAAAACCCACUGUGACUUGCUCUCCUGUGAUACAGUGGGGGUUUCAAAUUCUUAUCUGGCAAGAUGGACCAUCAGUUCACUGAAAUUUGAAACUGAGUCUUCAUGUUCUAUUGUUCACUAUCUGAAAAAGGGGAAGAGCCAGUGGCCUCUGAAUUUACAUGACUUUCUGUUCUCUGUCCAGAAAGCAAACUGGUAGUGAAAACUUUUACAUGGAUUCGUAACUCUUACUGGCCAACUGACAGUAAUGGGGCUCCUCAUCUGAGAAGGACAUUUAUCAUCUCACCCUUAUUUCAGUAGUGGAUAGUAGUGUAGAAGUAAGAACAUGAAGUGAAUUAUAGGGGAGGAGACACUAUAACAGGGGUGGGCAAAAUGUGGCCUGGGGGCUGGAUGCGGCCCACGAGGCCACUCUAUCUGGCCCACGGGGCCCCUAAAAAAUUUAGAAAAUUAAUAUUUAUCUGCCCUGGGCUGCCUGUCAUGUGGCCCUCGAUGGCUUGCCAAAAGUCAGUAAGCAGCCCUCUGCCCAAAAUAAUUGCCCACCCUUGCACUAGAAAGUGAGCCGCUAAUGAGACUAAAAACAGCUGAAAAUAUAUAUAUUCUCUGUACAAUUUUGUACAACACACUUAAGGGUACUUAGAUAACACAGUAGAACAGUAAGCAGCACACCAACAUCUGUCACAUGACAUUUUUAAAGAAGUUAACUUAUUUUGUGCACGAUAAGAUGGUGUCGUAUUUUUUAAAGAGUUUCAUUUUAACCUGUUAGGUGACCUUGUGUUAGUUAUGUUAACACUCUUAAAUGACCUUAUAUCCUUUGAUUUAUAACAAGACCUUUGGGUUAGGGACAGAAAUUACACAUAAAACAGUAUAAGUGAUCAGAAACCAGUUCAAAUCUGUGCCACAACGGAAGUUCAGUAUGCAUAAACUGCUUUCAAAAUGGCUGAAACCAGUUUAAGAUAAACCUGGAUGGAUGUAGUAUCAGACUUAACUGAUUUAGAUUGAAUCAGUUUAUUGAACUUCUGUCCCAGAUCCCCUCCAGAUUCAAGUUAACUCACAAUCCCCCAGCAUCCCAGGAUGCGUUGCACUUCCCCUUUAAUGUCCCCUUAUAGGGUAGGCAGGCUAGCCUUGUCUCAAGCUGUCUACUCUAGCUGAGCAGGAAGGCAUGCUGUAGCACACCCCUGACUUCUGGUCUGGGCCACUGCAGGCAUGUGGCUGCAUUUUCAAAAUCAGAAGUGAACGUCUGUUCACUUGCUUACUGGUUCAAUCUACAUAGCUUAGACUAACCUGUAAAGGUUGAAUCAAUUCAGACUUAGACUUUUUGACUGUCUGUACUUGGCCUUUAUUAUUUUAAAUUUUAACAAUGGAGAUUUCUUUCUCUUUUUUUAAGCCUGAAAUGAAAGGCUGUUGUUGCUGAGAUUGCUGACCUUCUAGCUGCCUAUGGCUCUGAUAUGUAAAUGAGGAGAUUAAUCAGGGGUAUGACCAGAACAUGGAUAGUCAGGAUUUGAAACCAUGGAGUCAGAAGCCAGGGUUUAGGAGUUAGAAGCCAGGGUCCCAGAAAGAGUCAGGAGUAAGAAGUCAACAGCCCAGGAACAGGGACCCAGACUGGAGUAUAGCUAGGUACUUGCCCAGAAAGGCUUCUGUGCUAUUGAGUAGCCUCCUGAGUAGCCCAAAUGACUGAGGCCAGUUGGAAUUGGGCUGUGGCAAGCCUGGCCCAUCCAGGUAGUCAGCGCCAGCUGUAGGCUGAUAUGCUACUGUUCAUGAGUCCCUGUUAUAAAUGGGGAUGAUUUCCAAUUCAAGGCAGUUACUUGAUGGGUAACAUUUUCAAAUGACUUGGGACCCUGUGUUAAAAGUUGACAUUCAGUUAGACUUUGGAAAAAAUUCAAAAUUGCCAAGAACCCACAAUGAAUGUGAAAAUCAAGGAGUUAAAAUCACUUGGUGAGAUUUAAAAGUGUUAUCCUUACUUUCCUGGAUUUCCUUAGUGUCCAAGCAACUUUGGCAACUGGGCCUGGGACACAUUUGAAAAUGCUACUCAAAGUCUCUUCACUUACUGAGCCAUGGCCGGUCAGCAAUGAGGAACAACCUUUGGCCAGUAGAGGUUCCAUUUGGAACAAGAGCUGACUUGUUUUUUUAAUAUAUGUGAUGUUCAUUUUUCAACAAAAUAAAAUGAGAAAAUAUCACACUUUGUAGGAUAAAAAAGACUAUCUGAAUCCUAAACAUGAUCACUUGACAGUGUUUGCUGCCAAUUAUGUAUGCAGUCAAACAGUUUUUCAAAAUUUUAUUUUGUAAACUGCCUUCAGACACUUCUGGAAACCUUGUACAUAUUUAGUGGCAUGGACUCAAAGUCAGAGGAGAAAUGUAACAAUGGAACAGAUGGUAAAAUCUUCCACUUGUGUCUUUUUGUGUUGUUUGCAGGGAAACUGGCUGCUAGCCAGUUUUCCUUUCCAGCUUCAGGUGCGAUAUGCAGGUCAGUGUACUGUAUCUAGGGUUUUGGUUAGUUUAACAGCUUGUCCAGAAGGCAAUGAGUGACUAAAUUCACUUUGCCUUGACUGGGGGGGGGGGGGGGAGUUUGUCCUUACAAAAGGGAUUUUUCCCCUAGCCUAGAAAUAAUAUUGUUAGCAAGUCCAUUUUCAGAGCACAGGGAAAGAUGGCAACUAGCAUGCACCUGUCACUUACACCCUUACGAUUAACUAGUUUUGUACGUGUGGUGUGUUUAUUAGUUAUAUGUUUAAUUCAGUUUUUGUAAAGAGUUAUUUUAUUGCACUUUUGUGUUGGCCUAGCCACAACUAAUCAUGGAGCCUGAUGUAUAUUUUGUAUUGUAUAUAAAGGUUUUUUAGAUUCAUUAACAGUAUUUUAUCUGUAAUGAGCUGUUCCAAAUGUAGAUUAUGCUUCUAUUCCUGCUUGCAGCAGUCUGGAGUAACUCCAAGGAAAUCAAUUACAGCACAGUAAACCUGUGCUGACAUCAAAAUCAGAUCUGCUGGGUUUUAUAUGGUAUGUGCCACAUCCUCUAAAUCUCAGAAAUGUGUCUUUAAUGAAACAGAAUACAUACGGUUUGGACUGUGAUACUUGCCAUAAACAGUUGACUACUCAGAGCUGUACUACAAAGAACUGUAAGAUCUUUGGGGUAUUUGUUUGAUGCCUAGCACAACAAUGUCCUAGGUACUGCUGUUGUAAACAAUAAAUGAUACUUUUGGA
This is a messenger RNA of Alligator mississippiensis (American alligator), 7668 nucleotides long. RefSeq names its product integrin subunit alpha 2 (gene ITGA2). The coding region runs from base 119 to 3652 and encodes 1177 amino acids. Gene Ontology annotation, cellular component: external side of plasma membrane; integrin complex. Gene Ontology annotation, molecular function: integrin binding. Gene Ontology annotation, biological process: cell adhesion mediated by integrin; cell-matrix adhesion; integrin-mediated signaling pathway. The record is from RefSeq and is a predicted model, not a curated record. The transcript is spliced from 30 exons. NCBI's taxonomy places the organism in Eukaryota, Metazoa, Chordata, Crocodylia, Alligatoridae.